Oryza brachyantha (malo sina) is the source of this 1448-nucleotide messenger RNA. Its product is annotated as eukaryotic translation initiation factor 3 subunit A. Gene Ontology annotation, molecular function: protein binding. The coding region runs from base 104 to 1345 and encodes 413 amino acids. The record is from RefSeq and is a predicted model, not a curated record. The transcript has 12 exons. Lineage: Eukaryota; Viridiplantae; Streptophyta; Magnoliopsida; Poales; Poaceae.
UGGGCCGUCUUCGUCUCGUCUGUCGCCGCCGUCGCCGUAGCCGCGAAGCAAAGCACCCCCUCUCGCUUCUCCGCCGCCGCCGCCGCCGCAGCAGCAGGCAGCAAUGGCGGGGCUGUCGCUGCGGUGCGGCGACUGCGGCGCGCUGUUGCGGAGCGUGGAGGAGGCGCAGGCGCACGCCGAGGCCACCUCCCACGCCAACUUCUCCGAGUCCACCGAGGCCGUCCUCAACCUCGUCUGCGCCGACUGCGGCAAGCCCUGCCGCUCCCAGACUGAGGUGGAUCUGCACACCAAGCGCACCGGCCACACGGAGUUCACUGACAAGACCAUGGAGGCGGCCAAGCCCAUUGAUCUCGAGGCGCCGCAGAAGCAUGCCGCUGAGGCCAUGGAUGUCGAUGCCUCGUCCAGCGCCGAGCCGCAGGAGAUGGUGGCGCCGGAGGUUAACAAGGAGAUGCUGGCGGACCUCGAGGCGAUGGGGUUCACGACGGCGCGCGCCACUAGGGCACUUCAUUUCUCUGGUAAUAGCACUAUUGAAGGUGCCAUUAACUGGCUUUCCGAGCACCAAGAUGAUCCAGAUAUUGACGAACCACUUAUGGUGCCGGCUAAUACAAACACUGAGGCUAAUAAGCCCUCUUUGUCUCCUGAGGAAAUGAAGAUUAAAGCUCAGGAGUUGAGGGAGCGUGCACGUAAAAAGAAAGAAGAAGAAGAGAGGAGGAUGGAAAGAGAAAGGGAGAAGGAAAGGAUUCGGAUAGGUAAAGAACUUCUUGAAGCCAAGAGAAUUGAGGAGGAUAAUGAAAGGAAACGCAUGAUAGAACUGCGAAGACUUGAGAAAGAAGAGGAGAAAAGAGCUAGAGAAAAAAUCCGUCAGAAACUGGAAGAGGAUAAGGCUGAAAGGAGGAGGAAACUUGGAUUGCCCCCAGAAGAUCCGGCUGCUGCUAAACCAAGUGCACCACCUCCAGUUGAAGAGAAGAAGAGUGCAUUACCUGUCAGGCCAGCCACAAAGGCAGAGCGAAUGAGGGAUUGCUUACGGAAUCUUAAGCAGCAGAACAAGGAUGAUGAUGCUAAAGUGAAGAGGGCUUUUCAAACACUCCUUACCUACAUUGGAAAUGUAGCUAAAAAUCCCGAUGAAGAGAAAUUCAGGAAGAUCAGGCUGACCAACGCUACAUUUCAGGAGAGGGUUGGCAAUCUGCACGGAGGCAUAGAGUUUCUUCAGGUCUGUGGCUUUGAGAAACUUGAGGGCAACGAGUUCCUGUUCUUGGCAAGGGACAAGGUUGACAAGGCCGUCCUGAACACUGCGGGAGCCGAGCUGAAUUCUGCUAUCACUAAUCCCUUCUUUGGAGUCCUUUAAAUCGUAUAGAAUUUCCAUGUACACUUGACCUCUCUGUUUGGCAUUUGCUUGAAGCACAGAUGCACAAAAAUAUUGAUAUUGAGCUAAUGAUCUUUUGAGCGCA